AUGCGGCAUCACCAGCCCGGGUCCCAACAGCCACCACCACUCCCACCUCCCCACUACACCACCUUCACCUGGGCCAUGAGUGCGGCGGCCACCUACGCCCCUUCCCCACGACCUCCACCGCCAGCGCCCAGCGAACCCAGGGCGAUGAUGCAGAUGGGCGCCCAGCCGCCGGCUCGCACGGUCUAUCAGCGCGCCCUCAAGCCCAGCCCGUGCGUCUACUUCGUCGUGCCUGCGCUCCCCGCCGUUGAAUCCUCGCAGUUCCAACAGCUGCGACUGCUCCGCCAGACCUUGGACCAGCCCGACGUCGGCGGCGGGGUGUGGGUCGAGGCCGGCCUCGUCGACGAGCAGGGCAACCGCCUCGCUGACUCCCUCGACGGUAUCACCGCCGUCCGCCUCCAAAAGAGCGGGUGGCACGAUGGGGUGUACACGGCGACGUUCAAGAAGAUCAAGCUUCUCAUUACCUCGCAGCAGAAGGCCGGUUCCCAGUUCUGCCUGCGCUUCGCCCUCAAAUGCGCCUCGCUCGACCUCGGGCCGCUGGGCGAGAUGGCCGUACUGUCCAACCCGAUGGCCGUCUUCUCGCACACCCAGUACUUGGGCGGGUCUUCGCCCGGCUCCUCCUCCGCCUCAUCUUCAUCUUCUUCAUCAUCUUCUUCUUCGACCAUCAUCACCCGCAAGUACGCCCACAACCCGGUCGGCCUGCAGCUCAAAGUGAUGGAGAUGAUUCACGUGCGCCUGCAAGGAUUGGGCGGUUCCGAGGAGGCGCUGCACCAGUGCGUCGCCGCCGUGUUCGCCGACGGCUUCUCCGCCAGCACGAUUCCGGAAUCUCUACUGGGCCGUUCCACGGAGCCUAGCCGUAACCCAGCAACAACCUCAUCAUCUGGCGACCCCGCGCGUCCGCCGACAACGCUCUUCGACGCGGCCCACACCCCGAUCUCGUCGGUCCCAUCGUCAUUGGCCGCUCACUACGCGGCCUUUAACAACUGCACCAACGGCCAUCGCGCAUCGUCGCACUUCCAUUCGUCGGCUGACGAGGCGACAUUUCUCCCGCCGCCCGAGCCGACCACGUCGUCUCGCGGCAAGAGGCACCGCGGGCUCGACGCUGCCGCAACAACCUCCAGGCCAUCAGAUCUGGCGGCCCCGAUCCAGCCCCAGCCGCUGCUGCCGUCGCUGUCGUCAGCCUUCCACGUCGUGGGGCGCCCGACCACAGUGCCGCCGCUGCUUCCUUCGCUGCCCUCCAUCUUCCCCUCCCUCGCGUUCUCGCCACAACCGUUACCUGCUUCGUCGUCAGCAACGCCAUUGUCACCGCCGGACGUCGUUGGCGGGCCGGCAUCGCUGCGCGGCCUCCUCUCGCUGCUGGGCGAAAAGGUGGCGAGCGACAGCAACCAACGCAAGCACCCGUGGCCAGAGGGCGGCGCCAUCGACCACCGGCGACCGCCAUCGAGCGCGAAGAGACGGCGAACCAACGCUGGCGCGCGGGCGAGAGCACCCGACAGAGCACAGCGCUGA
Messenger RNA from Acanthamoeba castellanii str. Neff, 1506 nucleotides. RefSeq lists its product as uncharacterized. The transcript has 5 exons. Lineage: Eukaryota; Discosea; Longamoebia; Acanthamoebidae. The record is from RefSeq and is a predicted model, not a curated record. The coding region runs from base 1 to 1506 and encodes 501 amino acids.